GGAAGUUAAAAUCAGAGACAGGCUUAGCGGGUAUCGGGUGGGGGGGGUGGGAGCGAUUCGACCAGACUGACGAGUCUUGCGAGGCUCUGGCACCUGUUGGACGCCUUUGCUAAGCAGAGCGUCACGGGAUCCUUUUAGCCAGCCUGUGAAAGACGGUCCCAGAGUAGCUCCAGUGUCCUGGCCUGGUGGAGCUCCAUGUAGCGUCUUCCAGCAGCGUGGCUGUCUCUUCGAAUCCCCCGUGGACUGUGCCUGCCACGGCCAGGCUGUUUGGGGUUUUUUUUUUUUCGUCGUCAGCAGCAUUUGGGCAGUUCUGAGUUUGUGCCCCACCGUCCACAGGCUCGGACUCUCUCUUUACACCUUCCCUCUGCAGCCGCUCCGGGGAAGGUGAAAUAAAAUGGAGGGAGGGAGCGAGGAAAGUAAAUGUUUGCCACCCGGCAGUCCUGCGAAAGAGCCGGGGAAAGGCAACCUGCGGGUGACCUCCCUGGAGGAUGCGGAGCACCUCAGCCGGAAGCAGAGCACUGCGAACGGGAGCGGUCGCCCGGACCCCAGGUCCUGCCGCAGCGUCCCCCGGAGGCACACUGUAGGGGGGCCCCGCAGCUCCAAAGAGAUCCUGGCCAUGCAGCCCUCCGACAUGGACAAGAAGCGCGAGGCUUUCCUGGAGCACCUGAAGCAGAAGUACCCACACCACGCGUCCGCCAUCAUGGGCCACCAGGAGAGGCUCAGGGAACAGGCUUUACAGUUCAUGCUGUCCUCUCUCCAUUCUGAACUUGACAUUCAAAGGUACUUGCUGAAAAUCGAAUCGUCCAGGAGAAGCAGGAGCCCCAAGCACUCCCCGAACCCGCAGCCUGGAGUCGGGGAUCCGGCGGAGCACCUCUCCGUGGCCUCGCUGGAGUCCCUGGAUGCCAUGUCUGAAGGAGACUCCCCCACCGCCUUCACCCGGGGCACGCGCUCUCGGGCCAGCCUGCCCGUGGUGCGCUCCACCAACCAGACCAAGGACCGGUCCCUCGGUGUGCUGUAUCUGCAGUACGGAGACGAGACCAAGCAGAUCCGGAUGCCCAAUGAGAUCACCAGCACAGACACCAUCCGGGCCCUCUUCGUCAGUGCCUUCCCCCAACAGCUCACCAUGAAGACCCUGGAGUCCCCCAGCGUGGCCGUGUACAUCAAGGACGAUGCCCGCAACAUGUACUACGAGCUGUCCGACGUGAGGAACAUCACGGAUCACUCCUUCCUCAAGGUGUACCACAAGGACCCCGCUCACGUGUUCAGCCACAAUGCCAGGCCCACCAACGGAGACAGCAGAAUGCACAGGGAGAUGCUGUACGGUGGCAGGGAGGGGCAGCACCCUCUGAGGCAGCAGCCCAUGGGCCCGCCCUCGGCCCACCCCAUGGGGGGCACUCUGCCCCCCAACGCAGCCCACUCCAUGCCCCCCUCACCCUCCCGAAUCCCCUACGGGCCCCGCGGGGGAGGCAUGCCCGGGAACUCCACCAUGCCCAGGGAGAGGCUGCCGGCGGCCCCUCAGAACCGCUCCGUCUCCCCAUGCCCCAGCGCCAUCCUGGAGCGGAGGGACGUCAAGCCUGACGAGGACAUGGGCAACAAGGUGACCCUGGUGCGGGCCGAGGGGCUGUACGCGGACCCCUUCCUGAUGCACGAGGGCCGUCUGAGCAUCGCCUCGUCCCACAGCGGUCACCCCGGGGACGUGCCCGACCAUGGCGGCAUGGGGGGCUUCCACCGCGCCUCCAUCCGCUCCAACAGCUCCUACGCCAGCUCCUCCAUGAGCUCCGACGGCAUGGAGCACCACAGCCUCUACCGGAAGUCCCGCAGCAAGUACGGCGACAGCCAGCUGCCCACGCUGGGCUCCAAGACGCCGCCGCCGUCGCCCCACAGAAUGGCCGACGUGCGGCUGGUGGACAUCCACCCCGGCCAGGCCCCACACAUCCCCCCCCAGGGCGUGCCUCUGGAGAGGGGCUCGCCCAUCCGGGGGUCCUUCAGGAAGGACAGCUCGGGCGGCGUGGAGACUGUGACCAAGGCCAGGAGCAACAUGGCCUCCCCCGUCGUUCCGGACCUUCCGAUGGGACAGGGAGGGCCGCUCCACGGACAUGGUCCCGGCAUGGCCUCCAACGACCCGCAGACACGCGAGCGAAUGAAGGCCAUGGAGCAGCAGAUUGCCAGCCUGACGGGGCUCGUACAGCACGCACUUUUCAAAGGGCCGGGCGCCGGAGGUGCCAAGGAGGUCUGCAGUGACAAAAUGGUGAAGAGAUCGUCCCCUGUUCACAAUGCAAACAGUGGAGGAGCCUCGCCCAUCCUCUCUGCCAAGAGCCCGGCCGAAAGCGCCCCGACACCCACUCCCCACGCGGCCCCCGCACCCCUGCAGGCCAACCUGGCCCACUUCCGGAAAAACGUCUCGGACCUGCGGCUGCAGCUUCACCAGAUGAGACAGCUGCAGCUGCAGAACCAGGACACCCUGAAACUGAUGGUGAAGCGGGCAGAGCAGGAGAUCAACGGGAAGCUGGUGGACGCCAUGAAGAGGCUGGAGGACCCGGUGCAGAGACAGAGGGCCCUGGUGGAGGAGGACAGACACAAGUACCUGUGCAUGGAGGAGAGGGUGCUGGUGCAGCUGGGGGAGCUGGAGCAGUAUGUGGACGAGCUGAAGAAGGAGUCCUCCUCCAGCGCAGUGCACAAGGCGGUCACACUGAAGGAUGUGGAGGAGGGCGCCGUCGGCCUCAGGAAAGUGGGCGAGUCACUAGCGGGGCUCAAAGGGGAGUUCCCGGCGCUCCAGACUAAGAUGCGCUCAGUGCUGAGGGUGGAGGUGGAGGCGGUGAAGUUCCUGAAGGAGGAGCCGCACAAGCUGGACAGCAUGUUGAAGAGGGUGAAGAACCUGACCGAGACACUCAGCGGCCUGAGGAGGCUUGUCUCAGACGGCCCUCUGAAGGGCUCGGAGAGCCCGGUGGUGGUGAGGGAGACCAGUGCAGCCCCGUCGGUGGAGUCAGAGCCCCCACCCAGCGCGGGGCAGGAGUCCCCCUCCUCCACCCCCCUCCCCGAGGCCCAGAGCUCCUCCGUCCGCUCGGAGGUCAUGCCCUCCUCCCCCAUGGUGAUCCACCAUGCCCAGAGUGCCCCUGUGCUCAUACAGCAGUCCCAGCAGUCUGCAGCCCUGGUCCACCAGCCCAGUCCCCCCCUCACCCCCAUCCAGGGCCGCGACUCCCCCACCCUGGCCAAAGUCAACACCCCCAGCAGGGAGAACAGCCCCGCCCUGGCCAAGAAGCCUGUCCCCGACCCGGAGCCUCCGGCCCCCGUCGCCCCGGGCAACGGCUCCGCCCCGCAGAACCUCUUCAUCGAGGAGGUCCACAACAGCAAAGAGAAAUCCAAACAAAGGGCCCUGUCCAUCAAGGCCGCAGAGAAGGAGUGGGAGGAGAGGAGGCAGAACAUGGGCCAGUACGACGGGAAGGAGUUUGACAAGAUCCUCCAGGAGGCCCAGGCCAACAUGAUGAAGGGCAUACCCAGCCUGGAGGUGGGGGAGGAGGAGGCCCCCACAGCGCCCCCCACUGCACCCCCUGCAGCGCCCCCUGCAGCGCCCCCUGCAGCACCCCCUGCAGCGCCCCCUGCAGUACAGGCAGAAGAGGUGGACACGCCCCAGCCCGUGGAGCCUCCACUGAAAGAGGCUCCACCUCCGGAGCCAACUGCUGAACAGCCAGCCCAGCCCAGCCCCGAGCCCCCCGCCCAGCCCAGCCCUCCCCCCGUGCCCGAAAAGCCAGCCAAGAUCCUUCCGGAAAAGGCCGCCAAGCCCAGCCUGGACAAAGUCGCCAAACUGAAUGUGGAGAAGGGCUGCAAGUCCCCUCCGCCGCCCCCUCCCAGGCGAAACUACCCUCCGGGCUCGGGGCUCACCACUGGGAGGUCCGGGGAGGUGAUAUUCACCAGCAGGAAGGAGCCCGCGUCUCCUCAGGAGGGAGAGGAAGAGGCCCCGCCUCCCCAGCCACCCAAACCCAGCAAGGUCCCCCCGGAGAUCAAGCCCAAGCCACAGACCCCACCCCCCAUCGUGGCCUCUGCCAUACGCGAGGAGGAGGAUGAGGGAGACAGGAUCAUGGCAGAGCUGCAGGUUUUCCAGAAGUGCACUGUUAAGGAUAUAGGGCCAAAAUGUUUUAUUGAGCACACAAGAGUUGAGCCCCAAGUCAGAGAAUUGAGGCCCGGGUCCUUAAUGUUACCCAAAGACAAAAAGCAGAACUCGGAGGGUCAGCGGGAAGAGAAAGAAUCCCAUACGGAUGAAAAUGGGAAUGACACGAUGCGACAGAGCCCAGGGGUCAUAUACUACGUCACGGCACAGAUCUCCAAAGAGCAGCAGCCGUCGUCAGGAGCGGAAGACCAGCCGGAGAGCAAAGAAGCAACAGUUUCUCCCUCACAGGUGGCCAGUGUGAAUGCGUAUGAAAUUUCCCAAAGGCAGCAGCAGGUAGUGGCAGACGGGUCAGCCGUUAUCUCGCAGCGCCAGCCCAGCCCUCCCGCCGAGCGGUUGCAGCCGGCGCAGAUAGCGGCUGCCAGCCCUGUGAGCGAGGGUCCCGCGGCGGAGGAAUGCGCUCCGGCAGACAGCCCCCCUCACAAAGAAGAGGCGGCAGAACCUGCGUCUCUCGCUAUCACCCCUGAAAAGCAGGUAGUGGCCCUUCCCAUCCGGGAAAUCAAAAUACUCCCCGUGGACGAGCGCCCGCCACAGAUCGCCGAGCUCACACCCCCGCCCAUGGUUUCUGCCUGUUUUGAGGUCCCCCUGGAGUGUCCGCUCAGUGACUAUGACGACCAGCUGGUCCUAGGGUCCUCCAAAGGCCGAGUGAAGUACAUGGAGGACUACACCAGCCUGAGCCCCGAUCUCCCUGGUGAGGAGGGCCCACCUCCUCCUGACAACAUUGCGUUCAUGAUAACCAACACCAAAGUGCAGGCCCUGUCAUGUGGCGAGUACCAGGAGAUAGUGAACGCCGGUGGGGGGGGCAUGCAGACCGUCAAUGUGGACGACGACCGGGACAUGAUGGCCGACGAUGACAACGGCUUCGACAAGAAGCCCGUCAUCAUCAUAUUCGAUGAGCCCAUGGACAUCCGCUCAGCCUACAAGCGGCUCUCCACCAUCUUCGAGUGCGAGGAGGAGCUGGAGAGGAUGCUGUCGGAGGAGCGGAUCGAGGAGGAGAACGAGGAUGUGGAGGAGGAUGAGGUGGAUCACGAGAGGCACAGCCUCCAGGUAAAGUCCAGGGUGCUUGAGAGCAAUAGGGUCACUGCGGUCUCUCAGAGCCGUCCCCCGGACAAGCCCCAUACCCGCCAGCUCGGGAGGGCGUCCAGGGCACCGGCCGUGGGGCCGGCCGAAGAGGCCCAAACCCAGCCGGCCACGCCCGACGACGGAAAACAGGACGCCAAGAAGAAGUUCAAGUUCAAGUUCCCCAAGAAGCAGCUAGCGGCCCUGACCCAGGCCAUCCGCACGGGGACGAAGACGGGCAAGAAGACCCUGCAGGUGGUGGUGUACGAGGAGGAGGAGGAGCCUGACGGGACCCUCAAGCAGCAGAAGGAGGCCAAGAGAUACGAGAUCGGCCGGACCAAGACCCAGUCUUUAACCAACAACGGCGCCCCCCCUGUUCCCCCCAAACCAGCCUCGCCGCCGGCCGAACAGGCGCAGCCGGACUCCCACUACCGGACGGACGAGAUCCGCAAGAACACCUACAAGACCUUAGACAGCCUGGAGCAGACCAUCAAGCAGCUGGAGAACACCAUCAGCGAAAUGGGCCCCAGGGCCACGGAGGAGGGUGCGAACGAAGAGUCCAAAGCCUACUCCGUGCAGGUAGGGGGCCCAGCGGCCCGAGAGGUGGGGCACACGGGCAUCCCGUCCCCAAAGGGGGCGCGCACUCGCGCUCCCUUGCCCAAUAAGACGCCUCUUCGUAAGAAGGCCAAACCGCAGCUCCUCCCCCGACCUGCCAUCAUCCCCUCCAACAGCACAGCCACCCCUGCUACCAGCACCAGCCAACAGAACACCAGUGUUGCUUCCGCUGCUAGUCGGAUGCCGGUGCCCGUGUCUGCCAAAUCGAGACAGCCACCAGGGGGCACCGAGAAAGCAGGAAAACAGCAAAAGCUGCAGGACCCUCAGAGGCAGUUCCGACAGGCUAACGGAAGCGCUAAGAAAACUGGUGGGGAAAAUAAAUCCAAUUCCCCUACUUUACCUGCUUCUAAGAUCCCAGCCUUUUAUCCUAGCUCUGGAAAAGGCAGCUCUCUAUCUGCUCCUAACUCAGAUGCUACUAACCCUGUUAAUUCCUCUCCCUCUUCCUCCUCUAAGUCUUCCAUCCCGAGCCCCAGCCAUGCCAACCCCUCCCGCCCUGCCUCCUCAUCCUCCCACAUCCCCUCCCUCUCUAAUGGAGCUCUCAAGCCCCCCAGCUCAACUCACACUGGUAAAGGUCCACAUCUCUCCUUCUCACCGCAGACUCAAAAUGGCCGAACGUCCUCCUCCUCCUCCUCCUCUUCUUCCUACUCUCCCUCCCCCCUCUCCCCCCUGUCCCCCACCUCCCUGGGUCAAGGUGCGAAGAGCAUCCGAACCAUACACACACCCAUCUUCACCAGCUACAAGCCACACAACGGGAAUGGCAGCAAAUCCACAGUCCCAUCCGCCUCGUCACCCAAGGACACAGCAUGAUUGCUUUCGUUUGGUGGGUCGCAUUGUGUUGCUAUUGCAAAGCAUCAUGGGUGCGCACUGUCUUCCACCAGCUUUUUUUUUGUUCUUUUUUUUUUACUUUGAUUUUGUUUUUUCUUCAUUAAUAUUUGAGUUUGAUACAGCGGCAUUCACUUGGCAAUGCUUUGUGUCUCAUUUAAGUCAUUGAAAUAGCAUUUGCUCCAUUACUAAUGUUAAUAACCUGAUAACUUGAGACAAACCUAAAAAAUAAGUGACUAGAGGCAUAGAAUACUCUGUACAUACAACAAAAGACAAAACACAUGUGAUUUAGUUCUACUGAGCAGUAGGUAAUGUAGAAGUUCACAAUAACUGACUAUUUUUGGUUGUAGUUUCACUCAAUAUUAUUGAAAGUAUAUUUUUAUUAAAGCAUUUAGAAGGGAUGAAAAUAUAAAACAGAUAUGUAUUCUGAGUGAGAACAUGUAAAACUGCUUUUUAUUUUUCCAAAAGAAAACUGGAUGACUAUAGUCUAUUUUGAUCUAACAUUAGGUUUUUUUAUUUUACCACCAAUUACAUGCCCAUAUUAAACUUAAUGAAAAAUUACUGAAAUACUGUAUGUAAACUGACCUUUUUAAAUCCAACUGCAUUGACCUUUUUUUGUUUCUUUUAGCCUCCCAUUCACUGUCUGUUUAUUUUAACAAAUAGUAUGAGUGAUAACUGCUUUUAUGACCUUUAUCUAUUUUUUGUCUUUCGUAGUUAUUGUGCCUAUUUGCCAAAGUUGUUUGUAUUUCAUUCUCAAGGUUAUACUUAUUGAUUGAAAAACACUGUGUGGGAAUUUUAUGUGUACAGAUUGGAGUGACAACCACUCCUAUACCUUACUCUCUUCAAUAGCUUUACUGAGGUCUGUGUUCUUUAAGUUAAUGGUUAUUGAUGUUUAAAUGUAUACUAAAGGAUAGUAACUGACAUACUACCACAUGUAUAUAAAUGCUUAUCUCUUGAGAAACUUAGUAUAGUUUUGUUAACAUACCAAAGUUUAUUUCUAUGCAUGCCUUUCAGAUAUUUUAAAAGAUAUAUUUGACGCUAAUGUAAAAGAAUAAUUGUUUGCACAGAUAGAUUUUGUAAAUAUUUUGUUUUCUCAUUUUGUAAAGCUUUAAACCAUAUUGCAUAAAAGCGCUGUGGUAAAGAAAUAAUUGUGUUGGUAUUAAAAAUAAUAAAGGGC
Conger conger (European conger) is the source of this 7835-nucleotide messenger RNA. Its product is annotated as sickle tail protein. Lineage: Eukaryota; Metazoa; Chordata; Actinopteri; Anguilliformes; Congridae. Bases 395 to 6643 code for a protein of 2082 amino acids. Gene Ontology annotation, cellular component: cytoplasm. The transcript is spliced from 22 exons. The record is from RefSeq and is a predicted model, not a curated record.